Melanotaenia boesemani (Boeseman's rainbowfish) is the source of this 2984-nucleotide messenger RNA. It is a transcript of the gene scn4bb, whose product is annotated as sodium channel, voltage-gated, type IV, beta b. NCBI's taxonomy places the organism in Eukaryota, Metazoa, Chordata, Actinopteri, Atheriniformes, Melanotaeniidae. Bases 822 to 1526 code for a protein of 234 amino acids. Gene Ontology annotation, molecular function: sodium channel regulator activity; transmembrane transporter binding. The record is from RefSeq and is a predicted model, not a curated record. The transcript has 6 exons. Gene Ontology annotation, cellular component: membrane; voltage-gated sodium channel complex. Gene Ontology annotation, biological process: regulation of sodium ion transmembrane transporter activity; regulation of ventricular cardiac muscle cell membrane repolarization; cardiac muscle cell action potential involved in contraction.
CCUCAUCCACUGUAACUGUCUGAUGCUGAGAAAGGUGACGUUAUCAGUGAAGGAGCCCCUAUUUUUUAUGAAUGGAGUCUUUCGAUAUGGGAUGUGCAUCUUGGCUGAGGCCCUAAAGCCACAUUAUACAUCCUCCCUCCCUCUCAACCUGCACUGCAGAACUUUUUUCCAGUCUUCAUGAACACUCUGACAAAAGUGCCUGAGUCUGCAUACACGCCCCUUGUCAGGAGAAGGGGGAGAAGGAGGAGGGUGAGGCAGAGAGGAGGAGUUAAUGUGGGUUGUUGGUGGAGAAAGGGGGGAAAUAAGAGGGACGUGGAGGCAGGUGAGGGAGAGGAAAUAGAGAGAUGAGGAGAGAGGAAGUUGGCGAGUAUCCAACAGAGAGGAUGAGGAAAAGUUGUGACACAGCUGGAGAGAAAAGAUUUACCUCACUGGAGCUUUGCUGUGGAGGUAUGAGAGCACCAGCUUCUCCAUGUCUGCCUGUCUGUCUGUCUUUGCCUUUCUUUCUGCUUGUCUCCACCUCUCUUCUUUCUAAUUGUCUUUCAUCCUGGCUGGUGCUGCAAUGUGGCUGUGUCUGCAGUGAAAGUGCUUGCUGGCAGAUUCUCCUUGAGUGAACCCUGACUACGCAGUGAGCGUUUGCCCCUCUUCCUGUGUCCUGUCCACACUGACUCAGCUGUACGGGCAGCCGGCUGGCCCCUCAUUGAGCACCAGCUGCAGAAGCAGCAUAUCAGAGAGGCUGAAGUGUGUUAAGGGAUAUUCCACCAGAUACGCAAGUGAGAGCUGGAUCCUGCGGCACCAUUUGUUUUGGGGCAAAGCUUGCUGCCAUGGAGGUCCGGUGGAUUGGGGUUGAACAUCUGAGGCAGGACCCUCCACAUGCAGCCUUCAGCUUUAUCUUCUCUUUGCUGCUUGGUGCGUGGUCUGCUCAGGCCCUGGAGAUGUCUGUGGGAAAAAUCCCCUUCCUGGAAGCAGUCAAUGGCAGCACAGUCAUGUUGCCUUGUACAUACGCCAGUUGCAUUGGAAUAAAAAAUCUCUACUUCAGCUGGCAAUUCAAUGACAAUGGAACCAUGCAGAAGAUCUGUGACUCAGUGAUACCAACAGAGGAUGCAAAGCCUGACGUAAAAAAAUAUAAAGAAUAUAAUGAGCGAGUGGAGUUCGUGGGAAAGAACAUUAAAAACAACAUCUCUAUCGUGCUGUGGAACAUCACCUUCGAGGAUGGAGGCCAGUACAUUUGUUUUGGACGCAAUCCAAAAGAGAAGGACAAGAACCACAGUGCCAUUUUCAACCUCAUUGUGGUUGAUGAAUUGAGGGUGGUGGACAACACGCUGACCAUCAUCAUAGCCUCAGCUGUAGGUGGAGCCAUUGCGUUGCUGAUGGGCUUCAUGUUGCUCAAGAACUUGACACUCUUUGUUCUUGCCAAGCUUGAGGAGAAAAAUAAGGAGUGCCUUGUAUCUUCAUCAGGGAUUGACAACACAGAAAAUGGCCUUUCAGGAUCCAAAGCUGACUCAAAACCAACACCAAAAAAGAAAUGAGACUGUGCAUGUAGAACAACAUGAGCACUCAGAUCUUAUUUGCAUAUAUCUGCAUAUGCAAAUAUUUGUGCACACAUGACAACUCUUUAUGUUCAGUCUGAUGACUCUGGUUGCCACUUUCGGGAAAAUAUACAUGUGCACAAAGUGGUAACUGAGCAGAUGAUAUACAACUUUAUAAAAUGUGCACACCAUUUGUACACAAAUAAUUUAAAUCUUAAGGAAGAAGUCCACCUGCCUGAGACAUUUUAGUAUGGCUUAAUUAGGGCUUUUCACCAUGAUUGAGCCUGAUAGCAGUUAAACAUUUAAAGUAGACAAGUAGUGCUAAAGUAUGCUUAGUGAAAUGAAGGCUGGGGGUGCACAGAGAGGAAUUAAGUUGUUUCUCAUUGGACUGUGUGGCGAUCCAGUAUAGAAACACCCUCAAUAUUCAGUCUAAAGCAGUAAAAGAAAUACAACCUUAAAGAAGCACUAUGUAACUUUCUGAACUUGUGUAAAUUAUGUAUUUCUAACUCUUUUUCAUGGCAAAGUGACCUUUAUUAUGUACAUUUCUGUUGCCCAGCGUCAUCCCAGGGCAGAGAAAGUGCACUUCACAACUUUAGGUUCCAGCCUUCAACCACAUGUUACAGUUACAGGAGUUUUGCUUUAUGCACCGCAACACACGCCAGCAACUGGAUAUCAAAAUACUGGCAGUUUUGAACACACACUGUAGCUGAUUCAUCAAAAAAGGCAACAAGACAUUGUCAGAGGAAAAGAGGAAAAGAAAGAGAGAAGGGGACAAAGCAAGUAAGACAUCUCAACAUAAGUUUGACUUUUACUCGCUGAAGAGAGCUCAGAGUACAGGUAGGAUUCAAGAUGGAUGGCAAAAUACUGUAGCUACCAUUAGUGGGUGCAUCAAAAAGAAAAGCUGCCAAAGUUGCAUAGUACUUCUUUAAACAAAAGUAUUGUAUGAACUAAACUGUCCACUAGUUCUUAGAACUUACGUAGAACCAAAUGAUGUGCUCAUUUUAUUACAUUAUUAGUAAUGUUUAAAUUGAUACCUGAAAGUUUUAUUGUUUGGGUUGAAUACUGUAGAUAGACAGUUGUAUGUCAUUUAGCACAGCUGUGCACUGAAACUUUGUUUUUAUUUUAUAUUAAUUAUUUGCUUAUUUCACAGCCAGAGACAUUGCAAAAACAAAUGGAAAACAAAACAAAAAACAAACAAACAAACAAAAACAGCCUUUGACUGUUUUUUGUCUGACGUCAAAACAAAAAUAUUUAGAAGUUGAAGUGCUUAAAACCGGGAAAUUGCAACAUAAUUAUAGCUGGGCUGAACCCUCAUUUAACAAACAUCAAAUUCACAUGCUAAUAGUGGUAAGUUUAGUUCUUUCCAGCCAAGUCUCGUGGAAAAUGUGAAAUAGUCACACAGCAUAAUAUUAUGUGUUUAUUCAUGCUGAUGAUGGGAAAAACUCCGUUUUUUUCAUG